CCCUCCAGAACAGACAUGAGGACCCUCGCCCUGCUCCUUUGCCUUGCUCAACUCUUGGGUUGCCGCUCUGUCCCCGUUGGGACAGCUCUGGCUUACAGAGAACCCAACUGUGAUGACCCAGAAACAGAGCAAGCAGCCCUGGCGGCUGUGGACUAUAUCAACAACCGCGUGCUUCGAGGCUAUAAGCACACCUUGAACCAGAUUGACAAAGUCAGAGUGUGGCCUCGGCGGCCAAUGGGAGAGGUGUUUGAGCUUGAAAUAGACACGCUGGAAACCACCUGCCACGUCCUGGACCCCACCCCUCUGGCCAACUGUACCGUGAGGCAGCUGACGGAGCACGCCGUGGAAGGGGACUGCGAUUUACGGGUGCUGAAACAGGAUGGCCAGUUUUCCGUGUUGUUUGCAAAAUGCGAUUCCAGUCCAGACUCCGCCGAGGACGUGCGCAGGCUGUGCCCAGGCUGCCCCUUGCUGGCCCCGCUUAACGACACCAAGGUAGUGCACGCCGUGGACGUCGCGCUGACCGCCUUCAAUGCUCAGAGUAAUGGCUCCUAUUUUCAGCUUGUGGAAAUCUCCCGGGCUCAAUUUGUGCCUCUUCCACAGUCUACAUAUGUGGAGUUUGCCGUGGCUGCCACGGACUGUGCUGCUAAAGACGUCACGGAUCCAGCCAAGUGCAACCUGCUGGCAGAGAAGCAAAAUGGGUUCUGUAAGGCAACACUCACGGAGAAGGUUGGUGGGGAAGAUGUGGCUGUGACCUGCACCGUGUUCCAAACCCAGCCUUUGCCCCCACAGCCCCAACCAGGCGAUGCAGUGGCAGAUCCAGCGGUGCCUGCACCUUCCCCGGCCAACCUGCUGGCAGACCCCCUGCUGGUAGGACCCGUGGUGGUGGCACUUCCUGAGGCACCCCUGCCAGGGCACCGGGCACACUAUGACCUGCGACAUGCCUUCGCUGGUGUGGCCUCCGUGGAAUCUGCCUCAGGAGAAGCAUUCCACGUGGGGAAAGCGCCCAAGGUGGUGCAGCCGAACGUUGCUGUUGCUGCUGGUCCAUUGGUCCAUCCUUGCCCAGGGAGAAUCAGAUACUUCAAGGUCUAG
Messenger RNA from Neogale vison (American mink), 1089 nucleotides. RefSeq names its product alpha 2-HS glycoprotein (gene AHSG). Gene Ontology annotation, cellular component: extracellular matrix; extracellular region; blood microparticle. Gene Ontology annotation, molecular function: cysteine-type endopeptidase inhibitor activity. Bases 16 to 1089 code for a protein of 357 amino acids. Gene Ontology annotation, biological process: negative regulation of endopeptidase activity. The record is from RefSeq and is a predicted model, not a curated record. NCBI's taxonomy places the organism in Eukaryota, Metazoa, Chordata, Mammalia, Carnivora, Mustelidae. The transcript has 7 exons.